Molecule: messenger RNA, 378 nt
Organism: Emiliania huxleyi CCMP1516
Lineage: Eukaryota; Haptophyta; Isochrysidales; Noelaerhabdaceae
Exons: 1
Molecular function (GO): carbon-sulfur lyase activity
Source: RefSeq, a predicted model, not a curated record
GAGGAGGCAAAGGUCACCCACCGGGGCGGCUGCCACUGCGGUGCUGUGCGUUUCGAAGUGGUGGCGCCAGCGACUCUGGUGUGCUACGACUGCAACUGCUCCGAUUGUCGGAUGCGGCGGAACCUGCACUUUGUGGUGCGCAAGCCCGACCUCCGGUUCGUGCAGGACACGGCCGGUGGCGCUGCGGGCGCGGCCGCCCUCUCCGAGUACCGCUGGGGCACCGGCGCGGCGCGGCAUCUAUUCUGCUCGCGCUGCGGCGUGACGCCUCUUUACGUGCCGCGCUCGAACCCGAACGGAUGGGCCGUCACCUUUCAGUGCCUCGAUCCUGGCACCUGCAGCGCCGUCGAAGUGCGUCAGUUCGACGGGGUGCACUGGGAG